This is a messenger RNA of Arabis nemorensis, 1566 nucleotides long. NCBI's taxonomy places the organism in Eukaryota, Viridiplantae, Streptophyta, Magnoliopsida, Brassicales, Brassicaceae. The record is from the annotation of a GenBank genome assembly.
AUGGAGACCAAAUCAUCAAUGUACCUUUCUCAGUUUCCACUUUGGUUCCUCUGCUUUAUCAUAACACUGGUCUCAUCAUCAGCAUGGUAUGAUGAUCAUAUCUCAUUGAGAGAGAUUAACAGUGAAGAGAAUUUCAGUUUCCCGAGAAACUUCCUCUUUGGCACUGCUUCUUCUUCUUACCAGUAUGAAGGAGCUUACCUAACUGACGGCAAAACGCUAAGCAAUUGGGACGUUUUCACAAGCAUCCCUGGAAAAAUUUCUGAUGGAAGCCAUGGGAAAGUCGCUGUUGAUCAUUACCAUCGAUAUCCGGAAGAUUUGGAUCUGAUGGAAGAUCUUGGAGUUAAUAGCUAUCGACUUUCGUUAUCAUGGGCUCGGAUUCUUCCAAUGGGAAGAUUUGGAGACGUGAACAUGGCUGGUAUUGAUCAUUACAACAGUAUGAUCAAUGAUAUUCUAAGAAGAGGUAUCGAGCCAUUUGUCACCUUGACACAUUACGACAUUCCUCAAGAACUCGAAUUUAGAUACGGAAGUUGGCUAAAUCCACAAAUCCGGGAAGAUUUCGAACAUUACGCAGACAUUUGCUUCCAAUACUUUGGGAAUAGAGUUAAGUUUUGGUCUACUUUCAACGAACCAAACGUUCAAGUGAUUUUGGGUUACCGUAAAGGGACUUACCCGCCAUCUCAGUGUUCCAAGGCUUUCGGAAACUGCACACGUGGCGAUUCUGACAUAGAGCCACUUGUAGCUGCCCACAACAUUAUCCGUUCACAUCUAGCAGCCGUCAACAUAUACCGGACAAAAUAUCAGGAAGAACAAAGAGGAAAGAUCGGUAUAGUUAUGAACACGAUUUGGUUUGAACCGGUUAGUGAUUCUUUAGAAGAUAGAUUAGCUGUGGAGAGAGCUCAAGCUUUCUACUUGAAUUGGUUCUUGGACCCGAUUGUGUUUGGAAGAUAUCCAAGAGAAAUGCGGAAAAUUAUUGGAGAAGAUCUUCCUGAAUUCACAAGGGAUGAUCUUAAAAGCUCCAAGAGUGGAUUAGACUUCAUUGGGAUCAAUCAGUAUACAAGCAGAUACGCGAAAGACUGUUUGCAUUCCGCUUGUGAACCGGGCAAAGGAGGAUCGAGAGCUGAAGGUUUCGUAUAUUCAAACGCUCAUAAAGAUGGUUUACCUUUAGGAGAGCCGACCGGAGUAGAUUGGUUUAAUAUCUAUCCUCAAGGAAUGGAGAAGAUGUUGAUGUACACAACAGAGCGGUACAAAAACAUUCCAUUGUAUGUAACAGAAAACGGUUUUGGCGAGAACAAUACCGGAGUUUUGUUAAACGAUUACCGGAGAGUGAAGUUCAUGAGUAAUUACUUAGAUGCACUCAAAAGAGCAAUGAGGAAAGGAGCAGAUGUAAGAGGAUACUUCACUUGGUCCUUACUAGACAACUUUGAGUGGAUAUCUGGUUAUACCAUACGAUUCGGUCUGUACCACGUUGAUUUCGAUACUCAAGAGAGAACACCGAGACUAUCGGCUUCUUGGUACAAGAACUUCAUUUUCCAGCACAGAGCUCAAAAUGAUUAUGAUGAUGCCUGA